Molecule: messenger RNA, 2740 nt
Organism: Halteromyces radiatus
Lineage: Eukaryota; Fungi; Mucoromycota; Mucoromycetes; Mucorales; Cunninghamellaceae
Exons: 1
Coding region: 21-2654 (877 amino acids)
Biological process (GO): cell redox homeostasis
Cellular component (GO): cytosol; mitochondrion
Molecular function (GO): protein binding
Source: RefSeq, a predicted model, not a curated record
UUUUUUUUUUUACUCUCUCUAUGCAAUCCAUAUCAGGUAUUAUCACCCAGACACAUGUGUCUACAGGUGAAAUACCUCCUCCUUUAGUAGGGUCCUCGAUCUCUAUAGUAGAUGACCUUGUACUUGUUUUUGCUGGUCGUCUUGUUACUUCCCGAAAAAUGACAAAUCACUUGUACGUACUUAACCUCAAAACUCUAGUUUGGACCAGACAUAUCCCUCCACCAGACUCAGACAAGGCACCUAAACCACGUUAUUUUCACUCCACUAAUACUUUUGGUCGGUCUCUUGUUAUAUUCGGUGGUAUGGGUUAUUCACGACACUCUGAAGAUGGACUUUGUGUGUUGGACGAUGUUGCUAUUUUCGAUAUCGACACCAUGAGUUGGAAACAACCUGAAAUACAACCCUCUCUUUUCGCUCCUCGUCCUCGUUACGCUCAUCUCGCUACAAUUUCAAAACAUCACCUAUUUGUCAUUGGUGGUCAGGAUAUGGAUAAUGGUUACCUCACCGAGAUCAAUGUGUUGGAUCUUCAUUCUUUUGAGUGGGUACGAGCUAUUGCUUUUGAUCAACAUGUUGGAGCCUAUCGUUCAGUGGUAGUAGCAACUCCGGUUGGUACCUCUUUACCAACAGGUAUGAAUAAUAACGAUGAUCAGUCUAGUGUUUCUGUAAAAAAUGAUAAUUCAACACAAAACGAUCCAUCAGCAAGAAGUCGCAUGUCUAUCUUGUAUACCGAUCUAGAUUAUAAUCCACCUACUGAUACACCAGGACCUAUCUUUAUGUAUAGCAACUAUAAUUUUGCCGAUGUUAAUAGAGAACUUCAACUUAUUACUCGAUCCUCAUUUUCAACAAAACUAGCAGGUGUAGAUGAACGAGAUAUCAAUCAAAUAUCGGUGGAAAAUGUAUCGGAUAUGAUGACAGGCUCAGUUAUGCCACCUGGACUACGAUUUCCAACUGGAGAUGUGCUUGGACAACAUAUGGUCAUUGCAGGAACGUAUUUAUCACCUCAAAAUCAAUCAUACUCUUUAUGGGGACUUAAUACUGUCACUUUAGCUUGGACUCGCGUGGAUACUGGAGAAAUAUUUAAUACAGGAUCAUGGAAUCGAGGUGUACUAGAUGCAGAACGCAAUCGAUACUUGAUAUUUGGGAAUAUGCACCGGAAUUUACUGGAAGAUUACAAUCAUCGUCAAGUGAACUUUGAACACAUGGCAACCGUCGAUUUGGAAGCAUUUGGAAUUUAUCAACAACCAAAGAUGAGUUGUUCACCUCUUGCGCAAGAAAUGGGUUUACGUUUAUUAAAUGAACCGACAGUGGCUGAUUUUUAUGUGAUCACUCGGGAUAGUCAAGAAAUUCCUGUCAACUCGGCUAUUUUACGGCAUAGAUGGCCAUAUUUUGCAAAGCUAUUGGAACAAGAAGAAGAAAAUGAAGGAACAACAAUGGACGAAGCAUCAUCAGGAAAACCAACCUUACUUGAUGAUAUUCAAGAAAACGAAGAAGUAAAAAUGCACACCGACAUCGACUAUAAACCACAUGCUCAGUCUAUGACAUUCCCUUAUUCAUAUCCGGUGGUGAUGGCUUUAUUGCAAUAUCUUUAUACAGACAACUUAUUGACAGCACAACAGUAUCAACCUCAUAUACUUUCACAUUUGCUUCUUUUGGCUGAUAUGUACAAAUUGCCACGCUUGGUUUCAUUGGCAACUCAUGCUCUUCAUCAAAUGCUUAACAUGUCAACUGCUCCAUUGGUUUUUGAAACAGCUGCUCUCUCCCAUCAAACAAGUUUACAAAUUCGUGCUUUAAAGUUAAUGAUUGCCGCCAAAAAGAUGGUUCAUCAACAACAACAGCAACAACAACAAAUCAAUCUUCAAUCACAACGUCAACAACGAUUAUCUCAAUAUAACGGUAUUACAAGUACUAAUAAUAAUAUCGGCAGUGAUGAUUGGGAUACACAAUCAAUGGCUUCUACUACAUUUCAACAGCAGUAUCUCGAUCAGUAUCAAACAUUACCAACACCAACAUCAUCAUUGUCAUCAUCAUAUCCAUUAUCCCCAGCGGCAACAGCAUCGACUUCAGAAUUGGAUCUCAACAAACAAAUGCAUAUGUCACCUACAUUGGGUGCACACCGUGGGCGAACUCCUUCUCUUGGUAAUCGCUCUAUGUUUUCCACCAAUGGAGGAGGUAUCUCUUCUCCAAGGCAAGUCAAUACGUUACCAACUAAUCGACCUUCUACAGCUUUGAAUUUUUAUGGAGCCACACGGCAAACAAUCACCACUAGUACUAGCAACAACAGCAGUGGUAGCAGCAAUGGCAACAGUUCUUAUUAUUCUGUGACUACACCAUCCUAUCAACAUCCACCUUCAUCAACAUCCUCUACUUCAUCAUCCUCUUUUUAUUCAUCUGAACCUAAAAAGUCGACAUCCUCUGGUUUUCCUUUCAUCUCUAAUAAUGCCAUGCCAGUAAAAACAUCUCCAUCUUCUUCUUCCACCAUACCUGAAGAUGACAAUUUCAGUGUAUCCAGCUUUUCGAUGUAUGGUAAUCAAACCACAUUUACUAAUACUUCUAAUUCAUCCUCCUCCAGUAAAGAUUUGUCCAAUUCAAGCAGACGAAAACAAAACCGUAUUUUGAAUGCUUUGGGAAACAAAUUCUCAAUGUCACGAUCUUGAUUAUUUAUUAUUAAUUCCUAUUUAUUUUUAUUCCCCUUUAUUUAUUUUCUUUCUUUUUUUUAUUAUUAUUAAUAAUAUUAUUUUGC